Molecule: messenger RNA, 993 nt
Organism: Trematomus bernacchii (emerald rockcod)
Lineage: Eukaryota; Metazoa; Chordata; Actinopteri; Perciformes; Nototheniidae
Product: P2Y purinoceptor 4-like
Exons: 1
Coding region: 1-993 (330 amino acids)
Biological process (GO): G protein-coupled receptor signaling pathway
Cellular component (GO): plasma membrane
Molecular function (GO): G protein-coupled receptor activity
Source: RefSeq, a predicted model, not a curated record
AUGGAGGACUUCCACAUCUGUCCAGUUACCAACUACUACAAAAGGAUCCUUCUACCAGUGUCCUACAGCCUCGUGUUUCUGCUGGGCUUGAGUUUGAACGGGGCCCUGUUGUGGUGCGUUUGCGGUCGGACGCGCCGCUGGACCAGCACGGUCAUCUACAUGACCAACCUCGCGGUGGCGGAUCUCCUCUACGUGCUGGCCUUGCCCCCUCUCAUCAUCAGCAACGCAAUGGGCGGCUUGUGGCCCUUCGGCAACAUUAUCUGUAAAAGCGUCAGGUUUUUCUUCUUCGUCAACCUCCACUGUAGUAUGAUGUUUCUCACGUGCGUCAGCGUGCACCGUUUCAUUGGUGUGUGCUUCCCUAUUGCUGGUGUGCGCUUCAGGACCAGCAAACUGGCCCUCUUUGCGUCAGGGUCGGUUUGGAUCCUGGUCACUGCAGAGAUUUUACCGACACUGAUCUUUGCACACACGGGGGUCAUCAACAACAUGACUGUGUGCUUUGAAAUGACCAGCCCCGAGCAAUUUAAAGAGUACUUUCCCUAUGGGAUGUUUUUAGCCAUAGUGGGGUUUCUGAUCCCAUUCCUCGUCGUCAUCACCUGUUACUGCUCCAUGAUGACGGCGCUUUACUGCAGGGCCACGGACAGCAUCUCUCACGCCAGGACUGCUCGUAUGCGCAACAAGUCUCUUUCCACUCUCUUCGUUGUGUUUCUCAUGUUUGUGGUGUGUUUUGUCCCUUAUCACAUUACUCGGACCGUUUACUUGUUUGUGAGGGUGUACAUGCCCGCGGACUGUCAUCUUCUGAACAUAGUCAUGAUCUCCUAUAAGGUGUGGAAGCCUGUGGUCAGCUUCAACUCCUGCGCAAAUCCUCUCCUCUACUUUUUGGGCAGUGAUCGGCAGCGUAGGAAGCUGCGGGCCUGGCUGUGGGUGAGGAGGAAAAGAGUGGUGCCCACCCUGUGUCUGGUGGAUGCAGGCAGCACUUACAGGUCCGGAGGGUAG